UGUGCAUAAUGGUAUUUAAACCUUUGUUUCUCUGAGAGAAGAACUCAUUGUCUCUCACUUACGAUGGCUCUCCUCCUACUGCUUCUACUCACCUCUCUCCUGUCUCAAAUAGGACACUGUGCUUACGUUAACGUGGGCAUAGUGAAUGGCUCGGAGGUUAAAGCCCAUUCCAGACCCUACAUCGUAUCUGUACAACAAAACAAAACGCAUAUUUGCGGGGGCUUCCUUGUGACGGAGAACUUGGUCAUGACGGCUGCACACUGCUGGAAUCCAGGGACGAAGCUGACCGUUGUAUUGGGUGCUCAUGAUCUAAAAAAGGACCGGUCAACUUUUACCCGUACAGAGGUGAAACUUUACCACAUCCACCCGAUGUAUGACUCAAAGACGCUGUUCAGCGAUAUCAUGCUGUUGCAGUUGAACAAAACUAUCAAAAAGACCAAGCAUAUCAGUUGGAUCUCUAUACCAAAAAAACAGGAUCAGAAUGUUAAGGCCAAGCAGGUCUGCAGCAUUGCAGGCUGGGGGAGACAGUCUAACAACAGUAGAACAAGUGAUCGUCUCAUGGAGGUCGAUGUCAACAUCAUGGACACAAAAUUCUGCAAGCUAUCUUGGAAAGACCAAUUCUCUAUCUCAAGUAUGGUGUGCACUAAUGGUCACGGAGGAUUUCUUGAGGGGGACUCUGGAGGUCCUUUGGUGUGUAAGAACACAGCUGUCGGGAUUAUUUCAUUCUAUAAUCCAAAAAAGGACAAAAAAACUCAGUUGCCCUAUGUUUACACCAAAAUAUCGAAAUAUCUGUCAUGGAUUAAGUGUAUUUCAGGACAAAUUAAGUAAACACUUGGCUAUUAUUUCAUAUUUUAUGUUUAAAUCCCUCCCAUUAUUUCAUGAAAAUAAAAUCUUAAGUCAGCAUGUGGGUUUGAAUUUAUCUCUUGUAUCUGAAGCAGCUAAGCUCAUGGACAGUUAAAGGCAUUGUAAAACAGAACUGCAAAAAAAAAAAAAAAAAAAACAUUUUGUCACUUUGUUGUACAAAUCACAAUUAUGAAUAAAUAAAUAAGGGAAUUACGAAAUAACCAAAU
Messenger RNA from Tachysurus vachellii, 1070 nucleotides. RefSeq names its product granzyme-like protein 1. The record is from RefSeq and is a predicted model, not a curated record. Bases 64 to 828 code for a protein of 254 amino acids. Gene Ontology annotation, molecular function: serine-type endopeptidase activity. Gene Ontology annotation, biological process: proteolysis. The transcript has 5 exons. NCBI's taxonomy places the organism in Eukaryota, Metazoa, Chordata, Actinopteri, Siluriformes, Bagridae.